This is a messenger RNA of Branchiostoma floridae (Florida lancelet), 2919 nucleotides long. Its product is annotated as glycerate kinase-like. Gene Ontology annotation, cellular component: cytoplasm. Gene Ontology annotation, biological process: protein phosphorylation. The coding region runs from base 89 to 1711 and encodes 540 amino acids. The transcript is spliced from 4 exons. The record is from RefSeq and is a predicted model, not a curated record. Gene Ontology annotation, molecular function: glycerate kinase activity. NCBI's taxonomy places the organism in Eukaryota, Metazoa, Chordata, Leptocardii, Amphioxiformes, Branchiostomatidae.
GAACGGGUUGGUCUGGAGCAGGUGAUCGCGAUUUGGUUAUCUAUUUGUCUUUCGACAAAUUAUAUGUCUGAAUGAUAAUCGGUUACAGAUGAGAGCUGCUUCUUUGGUCGCUUAUUUUACAAAGGGUUCGACAGCUUUUCUUUCGCGAAAAACUUUGUGCGAGCAGUUGAAAAGGAUGGCACAUGUCGGUACCGUUGAUAACGUCGUCGUGCAAAUGAAGACAGACGUGAAGGCGAUAUUUAACGCGGCAGUAGACUCUGUUUUGCCGCGACAAAUGGUCCACAACAGCCUGAAGCUGUCCGGAAACGUGCUGAAUGUGGAGGACAGGUCCUACAUGCUGAACCACAACGUGCACGUGGUGGGGUUUGGGAAGGCGGUGGGAGGGAUGAUACGUGCUGUGGAGGAGGAGGUGGGGGACCACAUCGUGGGGGGCGUGGCCAGCGUGCCGCUAGGAACCCAGGAAGCACUCCGGGCCAAGGGCAGAGGGGACCUGCUGCCUCUGCCAGACAGUAAGGUGGUCCUGAUGGAAGGUGCAGCAGACAACCUUCCUGAUGAGGCUGCUCACACUGCUGCACAGAGGAUCUGUGACCAGGUCAGCAGUCUGACAGCAGGGGAUCUUCUUAUUGUCCUCAUCUCAGGUGGUGGUUCUGCCCUUCUGCCUGCCCCUGUCCCCUCCGUCACCCUGCAGGAGAAGCAGAGUGUGACUAGGCUGCUGGCUGCCAGGGGGGCGACCAUCACAGAGCUCAACACCGUCAGGAAGAACCUGUCCACGCUCAAGGGGGGCAAGUUAGCUCUGGCUGCGAGGCCUGCACAGGUCAUCAGUUUGAUCCUGUCAGACAUUGUUGGUGACCCCCUUGACCUGAUAGCCAGUGGUCCCACUGUCCCAGAUUCCUCUACCCCACAGGACGCCAUCAAUGUCAUCCACAAGUAUGACAUCCAGGAUGACAUUCCCCUGUCCGUCUGGAGCUACCUGACCAGACAGUACCAAAGGAAGAGCAGCAAAGACCAGGACUUUUCACACGUGCAGAAUGUUUUAGUGGGAAGCAACAGCAUUGCAGUCAGUGCUGCGAAGGUGUGUGCAGAGAAGCUGGGGUACAGGACUCUCGUCCAUUCCACUUGUCUGCAAGGGGAGGCCAGCACUGUUGGGGAGAUGUAUGCAACCAUGGCUGCACUGCUAGCUAAUGUGUUUAAUGGUAGGGAUAGGAUAAUUGAGAAAUCCCUCUUCAACUCGCUCCUACAGAAGUAUGGUGUGGAUGGUUCGUGCCUGAGGUUAGUGCUGCAAGUUGCCGUGGAGGCUGAGACCCAAAAGAAGCCAGUGUGUAUCAUAAGUGCAGGAGAGACCACUGUUACCCUGAGGGGUGAUGGAAAAGGUGGUAGAAACCAGGAGAUGGCACUUGCCACUGCUGUGGCAAUGAGCAGGGACAGUAUUCUCAGAUACGAGAGCCGCACACAAGUGGUGUUCAUGAGUGCAGGUACUGAUGGGCAGGAUGGACCGACGGAUGCUGCAGGGGCAUUGGCUGAUCCUGGUCAGGUGACCAGGGCAAAUGAGCAGGGAUUGGCUGCCACAGAGUUCCUGGAGAACAAUGAUUCAUACAACUUCUACAGAAGUGCUGAUGGAGGACAAGGCCUUGUUACCACAGGGCUGACAGGGACCAAUGUGAUGGACAUACAAAUUCUUACAGUCUGUGGCUCCUGUGAUUCUAACCUUUGAUAAAAAUGUGCUAGUGCAAUGGUAUAGAUAUGAUGCUGAAUUUCCAAGAUAAUAUUUACAAAGGGUAGAUUGCUUAAACUAUAGUUGUAGGGUUUGGAAAGGAUUAGUGAGAAUGAAACCUUGGUGCUAUUAGAACUGCCAAUAUUUUGUUAGUGAAUGAUAAAGAUGCAGUUGGCAAUGCCCUUUUUUCUAUUAUUUGUAUGUUUGCUUUCUUGCAGAACAUUAGCUGAUAUCCCUUGUACAUCUGAUGUGUUGGCAAGUUAUAGUGGAUGGUUGUGGCAUUGUCAAAUUCACCUUAAUGUCUUGAAUAUUAACUAAAAUGUAUGCUAUAAAUUCGCUUUAUGAAAGAAUAUAUUCCUUUAGAGAUGAAAUGUGGGUUUAUGAGGUACAUUUUGUUCCAGGUUUCUUAACUGUAUUUGCUGACAAGGUUAUCUACUUUGCAAAUUGUCAUGGCAUGUACAUGUAGUACAAGCUUUUUAUUUACUUCUGUUUGAUGGGCUUUUUGUUAAGAAACUACACGAAGAAAUAUAAAAACAGACAAAGGAAAUGACUUUCUAUGAUUUAAUGAAUCUAUCAAAAUGACCUGUUGAAUUUGGGUAAAAUGUACAGGUAAAAUGUAUUCAAAAGAGGGAGAGUAGUGUACAUCUACAUGAUUUUUUUUUUGCAAUGAUUUGUGAAUAUGUAUAAAGGAAACUUUGACUCUCUAUUAUUAGGUUUGCUCCUGUUUCAGGACAAAGUCAGUUUGAAGAAUAAUUUUUCAUUACCAACAACAAUAGUUGCUACUGAACAAGUGAGAAUUUACCAAACAUUUCAGGAUAAUUUGAUCACUUGCCAGGAGUUGCCAUUGGGACGGAGCUUCCAUCCACACAGAUACUGUUUCUGUAAAAUGAAAGGUGCUCAACAUAUAACUACAUUGCACAAUAGCUGUAACAUUGAACUUUAAGACUAGCUGUUGAUAGCUUCUUCAAAAUGACUUGCCUGUCCCUUAAAGGUUUUGAAAAGGUGUAAGACAUGUCUGAUGCUAUCUUGUUAAAAAUGUUCAAAAUCGGGGAUGUUUCGAUAUUUAUAUAAUACAUUGACAUUUUUCUUCUAAGCUUACAUUUUGCAGUGAUUCCUCUCCUGCACCAUUUCAUGCGAUUUGAAAAUACAAAUGUACCUCUUCCCGCCUUUCCACAGCUCUCAGAUAAAUAACAAUACAUAAAAACAGC